Aspergillus mulundensis is the source of this 969-nucleotide messenger RNA. RefSeq lists its product as uncharacterized. Gene Ontology annotation, cellular component: nucleus; cytoplasm. NCBI's taxonomy places the organism in Eukaryota, Fungi, Ascomycota, Eurotiomycetes, Eurotiales, Aspergillaceae. The transcript is spliced from 4 exons. The record is from RefSeq and is a predicted model, not a curated record. Bases 1 to 969 code for a protein of 322 amino acids.
AUGCGCUUCCUCUGCCUCCACGGAAUCGGGAGCAACUCCCGCAUCCUGCAACAGCAAACAGCAGCCAUCAGAUACGAACUGGGCAGCGCCCACACCUACGACUUCGUCGAGGGCACGAUCCCAUGGGACGCCGACCCAAAGCUCAAAGGCACCAUGCUCGACGGCGAAAAGACGUUUACGUAUCUUGAGCCCUCGAGCGCCGAGUCGUGUCUACGGGCCACAGAGCUCCUUGAGCAGUACGUGGCUGCGGAGGGGCCGUACGAUGGGGUUAUCGGGUUCAGCUUGGGGUCCAUCCUAGCACUCUCAUGGAUGAUCCAGCAGCGGCAAGAGAAGGGCAUUGAGGGUUCACCUUUCAAAGUGGCAAUCUUUUUCUCCAGCAUCUUCCCGCUCCGCGACAUGGAUGCUUUGCGGCAGGGUCGCGUGGUCACUCUGGCUAGCAUUCCCGAAGAGUGCCUUGAUCUGCCUACCGCGCAUAUCUGGGGGGCGGAGGAUGAGGGCCAGGAGCACGCGGAGAAUACCUAUCGCGCGUGCAAGGCCAGCACGAGAUCGGUGUAUGUGCAUGGCAGGGGGCAUGAGAUCUCGACGGCACCUGACGACUUGAUCAGCAUGGUCAAGGUGAUUAACCGGGCCAUUGGACAGUUCGCGAUCUCCUGCGAUUCUGCGAAUGAGGCAGACCCAUUUUUGAGUGCACAUUACCGUACAGUAACCCACACUUCUGACAUCGUUUCUGGUAUCCAUCACUCUGGAACGACAACAGAGAUUAGCCAGAGUAUGUGCUGCGCCAUGCAUGGGUCUCAAGCCAAGGAGUCGGACAGAACGCCUAAAGUUGAGGUGGCUGGCCUCCAACCUUGGGUGACGGGUCGCGGCUCAGCUGAAGGAUCCCUGCAGGACACCUACCCCAAAUACACCCCGUGGCCUGUAUUGAUUGUUACCCACUGGCUGACGCCCCAUAGCGCUAACGGCCACUAG